Messenger RNA from Symbiodinium sp. CCMP2592, 1836 nucleotides. The record is from the annotation of a GenBank genome assembly. NCBI's taxonomy places the organism in Eukaryota, Dinophyceae, Suessiales, Symbiodiniaceae.
AUGUCAGUGGAGGAUCAACGCGAGUUGGGCCUCUUCCAGAACUUCAUGACACCGCCGGCGGGAAUGGAUGCGGCUCAACUCAAGCGCCGCCGGGGGGAGGAGCCGGAGGCACAACAAGCCCUGUUCCUGAACCACUCGUCCGGCUCUCAGGCCUCGGCGUCGACCAUGACGUUCGCCAGCACGAGCUCGGAACCCAAGGGCAAAGGGAAGGGCAAGCAGCCCAAGGGCAAAGGACGGGGCAAGGGGGGCAAAUCACGCCCAGCUGCCCAGCAGUCGUGGAACGAUCAAUGGAGCUCGGACCAGUCUUGGUCCAGCGGCCACUCCUGGACUUCCUCCGGCGACCUGACCGGUCAAAUGGCCCGUCUCCUUCUCCGCCACGAGCAGCAGCUGCAGAGCAUCCAACAGGACUGCAAGCUGCAUCUCUAUCUCCGCAGUGGGAAGGAAUCCUUUCUUCCCAAUCUAUGCGAGGUUGCCAAGGAAUGGAGCCGCCUUCGUCGCGACGAACCGGGGAAGAUCAACAGUCCGCUGCGCACUCUCCUCCUCCGUGCUACCUUGCAGGAGAUGGAGACCCGGAUCAAGCUCACCAUCAGCAAGGAGAAGCAGACGGCCAUCGACAUGCAGUGGUACAAGGAGGAGGAGGGCUGGACUUACAUGCAGUGGAACGCACAAAAAGCACAGCUCGAACUUCAAGCUACUCCGAGUCCACUUGCCACCGAGACCCUCCUCGAACUCCUCCGAGAGCUUCGCACCCUUGUGAAUCCAGACUCUGUGAAGAAAUUCGCGUCACUUCGCGGACUUCCACAAGAACCCCAGUCCGAAUGGAUACACUUUCAGCUGGAGCUGGGGUUUCGGCCGCAGGGGGACCGCAUGUGGGAAAUCUUUCAGAUGCUGCUCAACCAGAGCUGCCUCCACCCUCUCGGAGCGCGCCUGCGGAAGGACCGUAUACGUCGUUUUCUCAGAGUGUCCAGGGAUCUGCCCUUAGAUACUGCCCUCUCCUCGCCUUCAUCUGUGCCCUCGGAAGUCCCCUUGCACUUUCAGCCAUUGCUUCAUGCAGCCCUCCACAAUGCAGAUGGCACUGCAUGCUACAUGAACACAGCUUUUAUUGCCCUGCUGUGGGCACUCGGCAGCUAUGAUCCCGCUAGAUCUGGUUCAUUGUGCAGCUUGUAUCAGUGCCUGACUGCGAGGUCGGACCUUCGAUUGAUGCGCAACAUGUGUUGGACCAUGUUGCUGGGGAACUGGGCAAGGCCCAAUCAACAGCAUGACAUGCACGAAUUUUUGCUCCACCUUAUGCCGAGAGUCCGUUUGGAGGCCUUCAGCGGUCUGUGGCAAACUCGCAGAUUGGAAGACACAGGCACCGUGGUCUGUGCAUCCUCCAGUGCAUUGCUUCCGGUCACUGUUGACCUGCCCCUGGAGGCACGGGGGCUUCAGCAUUGCGUUCAAGAGUGGUCUGCCCGGCAUUAUCAUACCGCCUUCGACGGAACCAUGCCUCAUCUCCUAUGCCUCCACCUGUCGCGCUACAGGCGUGAUGAUGAAAGGGGCAUUCUCAGCAAGGAUGAUCAGGCCCUCCCGGACUGGUCUGAAGUGCUUCGCAUUCCGCAAUUUGCGACGUCACAUGACCUUCAGAAGCACUGGAGACCCUAUCAGGUGUGUGCCAUGGCUCUCCACUACGGUCCUGCCUUGCAUCAGGGGCAUUACCGCUGUAUGACGCGAUGGGGUCAAAAUCCAGUGCGAGUCUGGUUGCAUGACGACAAUCGUGCAGCUGAGCCCCUCUCUCUUCCUGACUCUGUUGAGCUCAGUCGCAAAGCCUAUCUGAUAUGGGCGGUACGGAUGGACUGA